Molecule: messenger RNA, 1362 nt
Organism: Lactuca sativa (garden lettuce)
Lineage: Eukaryota; Viridiplantae; Streptophyta; Magnoliopsida; Asterales; Asteraceae
Product: RNA binding (RRM/RBD/RNP motifs) family protein
Molecular function (GO): RNA binding
Source: RefSeq, a predicted model, not a curated record
AUAUAAUGCCAUUCACCAUCAUCUUCACAGCUUAUCUGUUAAUUGCGUAAUUACAUCUGUUCUAUUUCUAUCUCUCUUUCUCUCUCUACCUAGAAUUUCAUACGCUUUUGUAACCUUUCUUGAACACAGAGCUCAAUCACCUGUUGUGCGUUGUAAGUAAAAUGCAGACAAGAACAGUACAAGUUGGGCAUCUUUCAGAUCUAGCUACCGAGAGAGAAAUUCACGAGUUUUUCUCCUUUUCUGGCGACAUAGAGCACGUUGAGAUCUGCCGCGAUUCAGUACAAAACAAGACUGCAUUCGUCACGUUUAAAGAUCCAAAGGCUCUUGAAAUUGCAUUAUUGCUAUCGGGAGCAACCAUAGUGGAUCAGAUUGUUAGCAUCACACCUGUAGAAAAUUAUGUGCCACAACCCAAGUUCCAGGAAGUUCGUGAAGUAGAUAAUGCCAUGAGUAUGUCUCCAGAAAACCUUUCACCAAAUGCAGAGGGGAAUGGUAGCUCUCCUAGGAGUGGAAGAGUAUACAUGAGUAAAGCACAAGAUGUUGUAACAAGUGUUCUUGCUAAAGGUUCAGCAAUCAGGCAAGAUGCUUUAAAUAAAGCUAAAGCAUUUGAUGAAAAACACCAAUUAAGAGCCAAUGCAUCUGCUAGGGUUAAUUCACUAGACAAAAGAGUAGGGCUUACAGAGAAAUUUAGUGUUGGGGUUUCAGUUGUAAAUGAAAAAGUUAAGUCAGUGGAUCAAAGGCUGCAAGUAUCAGACAAAACAAUGGCUGCAAUAAUGGCAGCUGAAAGGAAACUAAACAACACUGGAUCAGCUGUCAAAUCAAGCAGGUAUGUGACUGCUGGAACAGCUUGGCUGAAUGGGGCUUUUGGUAAAGUGGCAAAGGCUGGGCAAGUUGCAGGAACGAAAACUAGACAAAAAUGGAACAUAGCAGUCUCAAAUUUAACUGCAAAGGAUUCACCAAUUGCUGCAUGAUGAGAGUUUAUACUUUAUAGACAGCUGCAUGCAUGCAUAUUCAUAUUCUUGUUGAUCAUACCAUAUGGGGUUCUUACUUCUUUCUCAAUCAUCAAAAUGAUGAUUAUUGAGGUGUAUAAUUAGAGAUGUUUGAGAUUUGCAAGCUUUGUGUGGGAUUGGAAUUGGAUAGUUUAGUAGUACAUGUUUCUUCUUCUACUUUGUAGUGUGUUUAUGGGCAGUUUUGUCAAUUCAUUUAUAUUUGUUAAUUGUUGGUAUAUUCUUAUGUAAACUCGAGGGUAUUGUGCAUUAAGGUCCAGUGAUUUUCAAGUGUGUAACAUCUAGGACAUAAGUCAUUAAUGAUGUGGACUUCAUUUAAAACUUCUAUUAUUGAUGCAAGCCUAAAUUAUUUGUACAA